AAUUAAUCAUUUAUAAAAUAAAUAAAAAAAAGCUUGUAAACAAAUUCAAUGGACACCAUUAAUACACAAUAUAAACUCUCUUUCAUUAUCCUUUACAGCAAAGAAAAACCAUACCCACCUUUACAAUCAAACAAACCCCUUUUAAUCCUUUAACCUUUUUUUUAAUUAAAAAAAAACCCAUCUAAAUGAACAACAAAGAACAGUGAAAAUCCGAAGAAGAAGAAGAGGAAGUAGUGAUGGAAUCGAAGCCUUUACGUUUCCUUACUCAACAAUCUUUAUUUGUAGCCGUUCGAUCUGGUGAACUUGAAGCGGUGAAGCAGAUAUUAGAUAAGUUGAAGAAAGAUGAAGCGUGUGAUGGAUCAUCAACGUUGUAUGAUCUGAUGGCUGCUCAAAGUGAAUCAGGGGCUACUGCUUUAUAUAUUGCAGCUGAGCAUAAUUUCAUUGAGGUUUUUGAUUAUUUGAUCAAAUUUUGUGAUGUGGAGAUUGUUAAGAUCAGGUCUAAGUCUGAUAUGAACACUUUUCAUGUUGCUGCUAAACUUGGACAUUUGGGCAUAGUGAAGGAACUUUUGCGGUUAUGGCCAGAACUUUGUGGGAUAUGCGACUCUACGAAUACGAGCCCCCUUUAUUCUGCAGCUGUUAAAGGUCAUUUAGAUGUGGUAAAUGCGAUACUGAAUGCCGAUGCCAGUUGCAUACGGAUAGUGCGUAAAAACGGAAAGACAGCCUUACAUACAGCUGUGAGGUAUGGCCUUAUCGAUAUCGUAAAAGCUCUUAUCGAUUGCGAUCAAGGAAUUGUUAGCAUCAAAGAUAAGAAAGGCCAAACUGCACUCCAUAUGGCUGUCAAGGGUCAAUGUCCGGCGGUAGUUGAUGAAUUAUUGUUCGCCAAUCACUCCAUUCUGAACGAACGUGACAAAAAGGGGAAUACGGCAUUGCACAUUGCUACGAGGAAAUCCCGCGCGCAGAUUGUGAGCUUGUUGCUAACUUAUAGAUCUACUGAUGUCAACGCCAUAAAUAAUCAACACGAAACCGCGAUGGAUUUGGCUGAUAAACUCCAGUACGGUGAAUCCGCGUUUGAAAUUAAAGAAGCUCUAACGGAGGCCGGUGCUAAACAUGCUAGGUACGUUGGUCAAGUAGAUGAAGCAAUGGAACUUAAGAGGACAGUGAGUGAUAUUAAGCACGAAGUUCACUCGCAGUUUAUACAAAACGAAAAAACGAACCGAAGAGUUACGGGAAUUGCCAAAGAACUACGGAAACUUCACAGAGAAGCAGUCCAAAACACCACGAAUUCCAUCACUGUCGUCGCUGUUCUCUUCGCGUCAAUAGCUUUCUUAGCAAUCUUCAACUUGCCCGGUCAAUACGUAAGUGAUGAUCCGGAUAGUGGGAAAGCUAAUAUAGCCGAUAACGUUGGUUUUCGGGUUUUUUGCCUCUUGAAUGCUACAUCCCUCUUCAUAUCGCUCGCCGUUGUCGUAGUGCAGAUCACAUUGGUCGCAUGGGACACAACGGCACAAAAACAGGUUGUAUCGGUAGUUAACAAGUUGAUGUGGGCCGCUUCUGGUUGCACAUGCGGAGCGUUUUUAUCGAUAGCUUUCGUGGUUGUCGGAAAAGGUAGUUCAUGGAUGGCUGUUACAAUAACCAUCGUUGGAGCACCAAUCCUAGUCGGGACACUUGCUAGUAUGUGUUACUUUGUUUUCCGGCAAAGGUUUGGGACUUUCCGGAGCGAUUCUCAAAGACGAAUAAAACGAGCAACCGGGAGUAAGUCUUUUUCAUGGUCAUAUUCUGCAAAUAUAUCAGAUGAUAAUGAUUAUAACUCUGAUCUUGAGAAGAUAUAUGCUUUAUAAAACACUAUUGUAUGCCUGUAAAAAGCAUGGGACAGCUAAUACGAGACAACCCGGAGUAGCUGAAGAAUCGCCCUUUCCGUGAAAUGGCCGUUCGGCGGACCAAACGACCGGGUUAGUUUUGAGGAUCAAAUAAGGGGUCGAGGGGGAAUAGAAUAGCCAUUCUAUCGAACCAAAUAUGAUGUAAAUGGCAUAUGAUACCGGAAAUGUCACCCGAUACUCGGGUACCGGUUAAGUACAUAUUUGUAUUAUUAUUAAUAUUAUCAUUACUACUCUUUUGUGAAAUAAUAAUUACAUAAUCUUGAAUUUAA
Messenger RNA from Gossypium arboreum, 2143 nucleotides. Its product is annotated as ankyrin repeat-containing protein At2g01680. The transcript has 3 exons. Gene Ontology annotation, cellular component: plasma membrane. The record is from RefSeq and is a predicted model, not a curated record. Lineage: Eukaryota; Viridiplantae; Streptophyta; Magnoliopsida; Malvales; Malvaceae. Gene Ontology annotation, molecular function: protein phosphatase 1 binding; protein phosphatase regulator activity. Bases 237 to 1835 code for a protein of 532 amino acids.